Messenger RNA from Amphibalanus amphitrite, 3052 nucleotides. RefSeq names its product protein fem-1 homolog C-like. Lineage: Eukaryota; Metazoa; Arthropoda; Thecostraca; Balanomorpha; Balanidae. The coding region runs from base 394 to 2274 and encodes 626 amino acids. The transcript has 8 exons. Gene Ontology annotation, molecular function: protein binding. The record is from RefSeq and is a predicted model, not a curated record.
CCCGAUCCCAAGGACCUAUUAUAUACCCUCCGAUCCGAUCAACGAGCAGCUCUUGAAACAGUGAAUCUAACUUCCGUGUGUCAUAGAACCUCUCAGUUAUGAAUGUCACAUGGCUUGAAAUUUGGCGAAAAUUUGUGGAGCGAAACAACAUGUAUUUGCAGGAACGUCAGCAUCUGACCGAAGGAAUUCUCUCUCAUUGGAAAAUACUUCACCGUAUGAAGGAGUCAUAUGGAAGCAUUUGGCUGGCUCUGCGAUUUGGUAGCAGACAGCAGUUCAGGCAGAUUGCGUUCGAGCCUCGUCGGAGGUGGUGGUGCGUCGUUUCGUUUUGGGGUCGCGGGCGUUGUCAUUUCAGCAGUUCGUGCCUGGUGGAUAUGAAAUAAUCUUGCAUCUGCAAUGGAGUUCAUCAACGUUGUUUUCAAUGCAGCUCGGGAUGGGAAGCUCCGCAGAUUGAAGGUAUUUCUUGACCGCCGGCCGAAGGAUGAGGUGAAACUGCUCGUGUCGACCCGCACCAACGGCGCCACCCCACUGGUGAUGGCCUGUCGCAACGGGCACCGCGACGUAGCCGAGUACCUGCUGGACCGCUGCGCUGCCGACCCCGAGCAGGUCGGAUCAGUGAUAUUCGACGGCGAGACGAUCGAGGGCGCGCCGCCGCUCUGGUGUGCCGCCGCCGCCGGCCACUGCUCGGUCGUCCAACUGCUCGUGGAACGAGGCGUCAACGUGAACGCCACCACACGCACCCACUCGACACCGCUGCGCGCAGCGUGCUUCGAUGGCCACCACGACAUCGCACAGUAUCUGGUGGAGCACGGAGCAAAUAUCGAGAUUGCCAACCGGCACGGCCACACAUGUCUGAUGAUCAGCUGCUACAAGGGCCACCUGAAGAUCACCGAGUUCCUGGUAUCACGAGGUGCGCGCGUCAACCGGCGCAGCGUCAAGGGCAACACGGCGCUGCACGACUGCGCCGAGAGCGGCAGCCUCUCCAUCAUGACCUUCCUCAUCGAGAACCACGCCAAACUGGAGCGGGACUCCUACGGCAUCACCCCGCUGCUGGCAGCGGCCGUGUGCGGCCACACCAACAUCGUCGAGUACCUGCUGGCGCGACCCGACCUGGUCACACGACAGGAGAUGGUCGACGCUCUCGAGCUGCUCGGCGCUACUUAUGUCGACAAGAAGAACGACCUGAUCGCCGCCAUCGAGUACUGGAAACGCGCGCUCGACAAACGGUACGAGGACCCGCUAAAUCCGCUGCCAAAGCCGCCAACCUCCGAGCUCAGGCCCGCCUACGAGAACGUCACGGAGGCGCUGACGCAUGAGGAGCUCGAUGAUCUCAUCUCCGACCCGGACGAAAUGAGGAUGCAGGCUCUGAUCGUGCGCGAGCGCAUCCUGGGCCCGGCGCACCCGGACACCUCGUACUUCAUCCGCUACCGGGGCGCCGUGUACGCGGAUGCUGGCAACUUCCAGCGCUGUAUCCAGCUGUGGAUGUACGCGCUCAACAUGCAGCAGCACAUCCUGGACCCGCUCAGCCCGCUCACUCAGAGUAGCCUGCUCUCGUUCGCCGAACUCUUCAGCUUCAUGCUUUCAGAGGGGCGGAACCGGCUCCCGGCUCCGCAGGUGCCGUUCGCUGAUAUCUUCCAGGUGUUCACUCGCGGCGUGCGGGAGGUGGUCAAGGGCCAGGCGCUGGUCAGUCGGCAGCCGCUCAUGGACCGCGAGUACAGCUACUUCACGCGCACGCUCACCAUCGUCAUGAACGUGCUGUGCCUGCUGAUGCGUCUGGAAGAGCGGCUGACGGACAGUCAGACGGCUGCGCUGCGCCGACUCGUGUACGAGCUGCAGCGCGGCCGGCCCGUCACCCGCACCGGCCAGACGCCGCUGCACAUCGCCUGCACGGGGGACGCCGCCGCCAUGGGACGCUACCCGAUCUGCGCGUUCCCGUCGCUGCCUGUAGUGGACAUCCUGCUGGAGACAGGCGGCGACCCGAACGCGCGCGACGAGCUCGGCAACACGCCGCUGCACGCGCUGGCCGCCAACAAGUCGUUCCGCAGUGACGUGAUGCGUCGGCUGAUCGACGCCGGGGCGCACGUGGACACGGUCAACCGGGAGGGGCGCGCGUUCAGCGAGCUGCUGCGCAAACACCCGCAGUGCAGCAAGCAGCCGCCGCUGGCGCUGCACCAGCACCUCACGCUGGCCUGUCUGGCAGCGCGCGCCGUGCGCCGCGUGCCGGCGUAUGCGGCGCACGUGCCGCCCCACCUGCGCCAGUUUGUCAACACACACUGACGCGCGCGCGCCGGCGACGCGGCCGGCCGGCGGUACGGCGCCGUGAUACUGCCGCCCCGCGAGGGGCGCGCCUGCCGUGCCGUGGGCACACUGCCCUCCCUCCCCCCUAUGCCUAUGAUAUUGCCCCGAUAGUUGCUCUGCGUGUGGCGGUGCCUGUUGCGUUGCGUUGCGUUGUGUUGUGUGUGUGCGUGUGCGUGUGCGCGCGCCGGUGGGUGGCGACACUGCGCUCUAGUCCCACGGGUAUUUGCGGGCCGAGCGCGGGCGCUGCCGGCGGCCGGCCGGUCGGAGUCUCUGCUGCGGCGCGGUCUCCGCCCUCAGCGCGCCACUGCCGGGCCCGCGCGGGACCGGUGCGCCGGCUCCAGCGGUCUGUUUUAUCACAGGGCAUCGGUUACAGUGAGUCAUUUAAUUCAUGUAUCGGUUCAAUAGUUUGCUUCUCAAUUCAGUGAGCACCAGUUUCUAGUUCGCUCAGAUAACUAUUGCGUUUCUUUAUAUAGACCGGCUUUGUUUGGUGAACUUGCCGAGCAGUAGAUCUUUUAUUGCAAAUUUCCCAAGCCGUCCGUGGUAGGUGUUGAAAAGUACUGUUAAAUGUUUAUUCCACUGCUGGCAGUGCGCGCUCAUCCUUUCCUAGAAGUCUACAUUGGCAAUUUGCGAACGACGAACGGUUGUGAGGGAACUGUUUACCCGCACUUGCAUCAAAUGCUUGUAUACGGAAGCCGCGGCGCAUGCUUGGGCGCCGUGGUCAUGACAUGUCUGGUAAAUAUAUGGUCACUUCAAGCAA